UGUUUGGCGGGAACACUUAGGAGGAGGUCGUCGUUCUCUCCGCUGGUGGCUUCACAAAGUGUUUGUCACAUAGAUCCAUAAAAUGUCGGACGUGGAGGAUGCUGGGGAGCCUAUGGAGGUUGGGGAGAAUUCGAAUGAUUCAUCGUCAGCGGAGACAACAUCGUCUAGCCAUGCGGGUGGAGAGUAUGAGAACAAAAUGGAAACCGAUCGGUCAAAGAGGUUUGACUAUCUUCUCAAGCAAACAGAGAUCUUCUCUCAUUUCAUGGUUGGUGCCAGAGAUAAGACCCCAUCUUCUCCCCUGAAGUGUAAACCUGGCCGCCCAAAGAAAUCAGACAACCACAAGUCUUCGAUGAUUGGCGACCGCAUGAAGAAGUUAAGAGCCACAGACCCUGACCAUCGCCAUCGCAUGAGAGAGCACGAAGAGGACGAGGAAUUACUAGCUGAAUCCAAUAAAUCAUCAAAGAUUAUAACCCGGUUCGAGGAGAGCCCCAGUUACAUCACCAAUGGCGAGAUGAGAGACUAUCAAAUUAGAGGCCUCAAUUGGAUGAUAGAUUUGUAUGAAAAUGGGAUAAACGGUAUUCUUGCAGAUGAGAUGGGUCUUGGUAAAACACUACAGACUAUAUCUCUCCUUGGAUACAUGAAACAUUUCCGUAAUAUUCCCGGUCCACACAUGGUCAUCGUGCCUAAGUCAACUCUUCGUAACUGGGAGAAUGAAUUCAAGAGAUGGUGUCCUUCCUUACGAGCAGUAUGUCUUAUCGGCGACCAAGAAACUAGGUCUACAUUCAUCCGGGAGGUAAUGAUGCCCGGAGAGUGGGACGUGUGCAUCACUUCCUACGAGAUGUGUAUUAGAGAAAAAUCCGUUUUUAAAAAAUUCAAUUGGAGGUACAUGGUUAUUGAUGAGGCCCAUCGCAUUAAGAACGAAAAAAGCAAGCUUUCAGAAAUUGUUCGAGAGUUUAGAACCACCAACCGCUUGUUGUUGACGGGUACUCCUCUUCAGAACAACCUGCAUGAGCUAUGGUCACUACUCAAUUUCUUGCUUCCUGAAGUCUUCAGCUCAUCUGAGGAUUUUGACUCUUGGUUUAAUACCAACAACUGCUUGGGUGAUGCUUCCUUAGUUGAACGUCUACACGCUGUACUGAAGCCAUUCUUGCUACGUAGGCUUAAAUCAGACGUGGAAAAGCGUCUCUUGCCCAAGAAAGAGACGAAAGUCUACAUUCAGCUUUCAAAAAUGCAACGUGACUGGUACAUGAAGAUCUUGAUGAAAGACAUCGACGUUGUAAAUGGUGCAGGUCGCACAGAGAAGAUGCGUCUGCAGAACAUUCUAAUGCAGCUGCGUAAGUGUUGUAAUCACCCAUAUCUCUUUGAUGGAGCAGAGCCGGGCCCACCGUUCACAACAGACUUUCACCUGGUGGAAAAUGCUGGCAAAAUGAUAGUGCUUGAUAAGCUGCUUCCCAAGCUUCGAGACAUGGGUUCGCGCGUCUUGCUUUUUUCUCAGAUGACUCGCAUGUUAGACAUCUUGGAAGACUACUGUGUCUGGCGCAAAUAUUCAUACUGUCGUAUUGAUGGGCAGACUUCACAUGAAGACCGCCACAGGCAGAUUGAUGAAUAUAAUAUGCCAAAUUCAGAUAAGUUCCUGUUCAUGUUAUCAACUCGUGCUGGCGGUCUAGGUAUCAACCUGGCCACGGCAGACAUUGUUAUCCUUUUCGACUCGGAUUGGAACCCACAGAUGGACUUGCAGGCUAUGGAUAGAGCACAUCGUAUUGGACAGAAGAAACAAGUGAAAGUGUUUCGGUUUAUUCAAGAAAACUCUAUGGAAGAGAAAUUAGUGGAGCGUGCCGAGGUUAAGCUCCGUCUGGACAAGAUGAUCAUCCAGCAAGGUCGCUUGAUGGACAACAAAUCAAGUGCUUUGGCUAAAGAUGAGAUGUUGGCCAUGAUCAGACAUGGGGCCAAUGAGGUGUUCAAAGGGAAGUAUGAUGCAUUCACUGAUGAGGACAUUGAUGCUAUCAUUGGCAGAGCAGAAGAGAAGACUGAGGAGUUGAAUAAGAAACUUGAGGCUCUUGGCGAGUCAUCUCUUCGUCAAUUCACCCUUGAUGUCCCCACUAACUCAGUCUACCAGUUUGAGGGAGAAGACUACAGAAAUAAGCAAAAGGCAAUAAUUGGCAUGUGGAUCGAACCCCCGAAACGAGAGAGGAAGGCCAAUUAUGCUGUGGAUGCCUAUUUCAGGGAGGCACUCAGGGUGUCUGAGCCUAAAGCCCCAAAGGCACCACGACCACCGAAGCAGCCAGUGGUUCAGGACUUCCAGUUCUUUCCACCGAGAUUAUUUGAGCUGCUAGAUAAGGAGAUCUACUAUUACCGCAAAACAGUUGGCUACAAGGUUCCCAAGAACCCAGAGUUUAUGGGAGAUGCUGCUCGCAUCCAGAGGGAGGAGCAACAAAAAAUAGAUGAAGCAGAGCCAGUUACAGAAGAGGAGAUUGAAGAACGAGACAGUCUCCUAACACAAGGGUUUCUCAACUGGAGUAAGAGAGACUUCAACCAGUUUAUCAAAGCCAAUGAGAAAUUUGGCCGAGACGAUAUCAAAAACAUUGCCAAGGAAGUUGAAGGUAAAACACCAGAUGAGAUGAUGGAAUACUCCGCAGUCUUCUGGGAUCGCUGCUCAGAGCUUCAAGAUUGUGAUAGAAUUCUGGCACAAAUUGAGAGGGGAGAGGCAAAAAUUCACCGUAGGACAUCAAUUAAAAAGGCCCUUGAUGCCAAGAUGGCUCGGUACAGAGCACCCUUCCAUCAGCUGCGAAUCUCUUAUGGAACUAACAAGGGGAAGAACUAUUCUGAGGAGGAAGACCGCUUUCUUGUGUGUAUGCUGCAUAAACUGGGCUUUGAUAAAGAAAAUGUGUACGAGGAGUUACGAGCAGCUGUAAGAUCUGCACCUCAAUUCCGGUUUGAUUGGUUCAUCAAAAGUCGAACAGCAUUGGAGCUCCAGCGCCGAUGUAAUACAUUAAUUACUCUCAUUGAACGUGAAAACCAGGAACUAGAAGAGAAGGAACGAGCAGAAAGGAAGAAGAGCAAGCCCAGGGGUCUGUAUAUGAAGUCAGGGAAGCGUGCUGGUGGUGCUCAAGAUGGACGUGGAAGACGAAAGAAAAAGACCGAAUAAAUGUUAAAGACGAGUUUACCAAGUGGUAUGAAAAAAAUGAUCAGUAUCUACAAAGACAGAGCUAAAUUAAAUAUUGGGAGCUUUUUACUGUAGACUUCUGCUGUGCAAAUAUAUUGGGUAAUUUCCAAUACUGUAUAAUGAUAGUUUUUUGAAAUUACAAAACUUGGAUAAUAUAAAAGAAAUGUGUAAUGUGUAUCUUGGGACACCAUUACUACACUCAUGUUUCCCAAUUAAUAUAUGAACUUAGGUUUAACAAAUUUAGUCUGUUUGCUUUUGUCUUCCACUGCUAUCUACACUACCACCAGUCCACUUUUCUGAUGCAUACACAAGUUGGUGAAGCAGGCUAGUGGUUUUCAAGAUAGCUAUUGAUGAUGCAAGAAUACAGAAUUAAAUUAUCAAUUAUUGUAAUAAAUUUAUAUAAAUUGUUGUGCAAGUUGAUAAAAUUACCAUAAAAUCUUUAAAUAAGAACAAAAUACGAUGAAACUUAUUCCCCUAAAAUGUGAGCUAGAGCACAGGGUUCCCAUCCGGAAGCAUUGAGUGUAGUUAAAGUACCCAGUCAAGUAAAUGCAUCAAGUUAUAAAAAUGUAAGAGGAUGAAGAAUAAUUUUGUAGGUGUUACCAAAGAACCCACACAGCAUAUGUGGGUAAAUUUGCCAAGAGUACUAAAUUGGGGCAUAUGAACAUUUCCCUCAUAAAAUUUAGUGUAUUAAAAGUAAUAAAAAUUCAUCUGGGAAUUUGUGGCCGUGAUGCUCAUAAUUUGCCGUUUCAUUUCUUAAAUUACUUACCUAAAAAAAAUGUGGCAAAUGAUGUGCUGAAAUGUGGAUUAUUUCUCACAAUAAAUCAAGGUUAAUUAUUGAUGUAAUUAUUAUUAAGGUGCAUUACAGGUAAAAUAGACCCUUGAGGUGCAGAGUUGAGUAAACAAUAUAAAAUUUGCUUUAUAAAUAAUUAUCAAAGAUGUUUGUACAGAAGGAAAGUCAUGAUUAAAGUCUGCAUUGAUUUAUCAUGCGAGAGAUUUAAAAUUGUACGUUGGGUAUUCAAAUGAGUCGUCUCAAUAAGUCUUGUAAACACUUGUGUGAAGAUUUAACUACAGUCAGGAGCAUUCAGAGUAAAGCAGCUGGUGGCAAGUAUUCAAUGCCUGUCAUGUUCAGGAAAUUUUUAAUUUCAUCCAGUAAAGACGCCUGGAACUGUAAAGAAGUGUGGACACCUUAAGAGUGCAUUACACUGUUUUAUAUAAAUAUUUUCCUAGGUCAAAGUAAAAUGUUAUAUUUGCACCUAUUAUGCUAUUAGAAAAUAUACUUUGCAGUACCACUUUGAAAUUGUUUGUCUUAAACAUUGUCAUCAGUAUACAGUUAUGGGUAAUUAGACAGGUGUCAUAUUUCUCACGUGUUGGAUACUUGUCCCAGUACAGUAAUUCCAUGACGUAUGGAGGGCUAUCCAUAGCCUAGUCAAGAUAAUGCCUGGCAAAUGCAGAUGAGGAGUCACAAUAACGUGACUGAAAUAUGUUUACCAAACCACACACUAGAAAGUGAAGGGACGACGCCUUUUCGGUCCAUCCUGGAUCAUUCUGAAGUCGAUUGUGAGAAUGGUCCAAGACGGACCGAAAUAUCGUUGUCCCUUCACAUUCUAGUGUGUGGUUUGGUAAACAAUGUCUGGCAAGUUCUUUAUUUUAAUGUGUAAUCUUUUCUAUAUAAAAGUUAAAACAAGA
Messenger RNA from Procambarus clarkii (red swamp crayfish), 4849 nucleotides. Its product is annotated as chromatin-remodeling complex ATPase chain Iswi. Gene Ontology annotation, cellular component: chromatin; nucleus. Gene Ontology annotation, biological process: regulation of transcription by RNA polymerase II; nucleosome organization. Gene Ontology annotation, molecular function: ATP hydrolysis activity; histone binding; DNA binding. NCBI's taxonomy places the organism in Eukaryota, Metazoa, Arthropoda, Malacostraca, Decapoda, Cambaridae. The record is from RefSeq and is a predicted model, not a curated record.